AUGUUGAUUCGACGACAUGUUGCGAAGCUGCUAGCUGACUAUUAUGCCCAACCCGCCAACCGGGUGGUGGGGAGUGCAUUGUUGACAGAAGGAGACAUCAAUUUCAAGCGUCUGUGGGGAGAAUGGCAUUAUCGCAGAGUUUGUUCUCGUCUAUAUGCCAACCAGGAGGGUCGGUGGCUGACAUCGGUGGAGUUGAUGAGACCAUUCUAUUCCAGGGUUCUGGGAAACUUUGUGGCAGAGCAAGCAGAAGCAUCAUUAAAGGACAGCCAUGAUUGUUUUGACAUUGUGGAAAUGGGAGGAGGCAGAGCUACCAACGCCACUAUCAUCUUAACCCAUUUGCAGCGAAGCCAUCCUGGAAUCUAUCAAAGAAUCAAUUCGUAUACCAUGAUUGAUGCAUCUCCAUCUCUUUUGGAACUACAAGAGCAAACUAUGCGCUCCACGGAUCAUGCCGAUAAGAUGAAGUUUGAGCUGAAAGAUAUUAUUGAUGUCGCAGAAGGAACCACAUCAUUCUUGAAUCCUUCAAACACGCCAACUGUUUGUAUAUCGUGUGAAUUACUUGACAAUCUACCCCAUGACAAAGUUCGAGUCAAAGGUGGCAGGCUGGUUGAACAGGGAAACAUUUUGCCUCUAUCAGAGGAUGGCGACAAUGCCGGUAGUGAUGGUCACGAGAUGCAACAAACUUCGACAGUACCACUAGUGGAAGCAUUUGCACCUCUUUCGGACCCACUGCUAUCAUCCAUUUUGAAAUUGGCACCCGAGUACACCAGGACGUCUGUCCUGACUUGGAUCCCAACUGUGGCUUGUGGAGUGCUUCAUCGGUUACACCAGGAACGGCCCAAUUCCACACUCAUGUUUGCGGAUUUCGAUUGGCUCCCACCUCCAGACUUGACCAAGGAACAGGGACUGGCAAAACGAACCUCCACAUGGGCUGCAGGGGAACCCAUCGUCACGGAUAUGGACGGAUUAGAUCACUCCUGCUACCUUGAGUCCCCAGAUCAUUGCGACAUUCUCUUCCCCACUAACUUUGACCAUUUAGCAAAGUUCGUGCACAAGUCUUGGAACAUUUCUAACAACGCCCCUUUCCAAGUGGAUGUUUACAAGCAGAGUGACUUUUUGGAGCGCUUUGGACCAGAACAGGUUGAUGCAACCAAAAGUUGGCUCACUGGUUUCACUCCAAUGCUGCACGACUUUUCCAAUUGCUCAGCCCUGACCGUAACGAGAAGGCAGACCAGCAAUGGCGAAGGCACGAACAAGGGAAAGAGAAACCCAAAUGUAUAA
Messenger RNA from Seminavis robusta, 1278 nucleotides. NCBI's taxonomy places the organism in Eukaryota, Bacillariophyta, Bacillariophyceae, Naviculales, Naviculaceae. The record is from the annotation of a GenBank genome assembly.